GAAACACCUGUGGGGAAAGCUCAGGUGGGCAGGGAGUGUGGAUACAAGGAUUUUUGACGCACCAAAAGGAUUUUCAUCGAGUGUCAGCAGUCGUAGCAGAAGUGAAGGUGAACUGCAAGGAUCUUGUCUUAAAAUGGAGCUGGAUAAUAUAAAGUCCUCAGCUGCACUCAUUUAUGAUGAGUUCAUCCAAAAUGCAGAUUCACGGACGGGGAACUGGUUUCUUAUGUCGUCUCCUAUCCCCCAAACGAUCAUCAUUGCCGCAUACAUUUACUUCGUCACAUCGCUCGGGCCUCGGAUAAUGGAGAACCGCAAAGCCUUUGACCUCAAAGGCGUUCUCAUCGUCUACAACUUCGGUGUGGUCGCUCUCUCGCUCUAUAUGUGCUAUGAGUUUGUGAUGUCGGGAUGGGGCACCGGAUACUCUUUUCACUGUGACUUGGUCGACUACUCCGAUUCACCACAGGCCAUGAGGAUGGCGGCAACAUGCUGGCUUUACUAUUUCUCAAAGUUCAUUGAGAUGUUGGACACAAUCUUCUUCGUCCUGAGGAAGAAGAACAGUCAGGUGACAUUUCUUCAUGUGUACCAUCACUCCAUCAUGCCCUUCACCUGGUGGUUUGGUGUUCGUUUUGCUCCAGGUGGUCUGGGGACAUUCCACGCCUUGCUCAACUGUGUUGUCCAUGUUAUCAUGUACUCAUACUAUGGUCUGACUGCCAUGGGCCCCAACUACCAGAAGUACCUGUGGUGGAAAAAAUACCUCACUACCAUUCAACUGAUCCAGUUUGUUAUGGUAACCAGCCACAUCUCCCAGUAUUUCUUCAUGAAGGACUGUCCCUACCAGUUCCCCAUCUUUAUCUACAUCAUCGGUCUCUACGGCCUGAUUUUCCUGUUCCUCUUCCUCAACUUCUGGUACCACGCCUACACCAAGGGCAAGAGGCUGCCUAAAGUGCUACAGGCUCAGACAUGGGCACACCACACCAAUGGAGUUAUGAAUGGAAACGCCAGUCAUGAAAAAGAUGAGUGAUGCAUGACUCGGCUAAUCGGGGGGGUUGACCUCAUUUACAUAAGCAAACCAGAGAGUGGAGAUUCACUCAAUUUGUUUUUUUUGUUUGUUUGUUUGUUGUUUUUUUUAAAUUGCUUUUCUACUUGUAACUGCAAAAGACAAUCUUUAAAUUAUGACCAAACUUAUAUUUAAGACCUAAGCUGAAAGGUUUUUAUCUUUGUUUACAGUGAAGGUAAAGACCAGUUCUGCUAUGGAAAUGUCAAAAUCAAAAUAUCCUUACUUUUUCUGCUACCAAAUGAGUUUCAAGUUUGAAGAUCAUCUCCACUAUUCACAGAUUUAUAGGGCUUCACCUAUGGUAAGACUGCAGGACCCUCAGCUCUACGUCCUCAAAAAAGCUUCUAGUGCUGAGAUCUAUCUUUCUUUCUUUUUUUUUUUUUUUUUUUUUUUUUUUUUUU
Molecule: messenger RNA, 1452 nt
Organism: Seriola dumerili (greater amberjack)
Lineage: Eukaryota; Metazoa; Chordata; Actinopteri; Carangiformes; Carangidae
Gene: elovl7a
Product: ELOVL fatty acid elongase 7
Exons: 8
Coding region: 134-1018 (294 amino acids)
Biological process (GO): very long-chain fatty acid biosynthetic process; fatty acid elongation, monounsaturated fatty acid; fatty acid elongation, saturated fatty acid
Cellular component (GO): endoplasmic reticulum membrane; endoplasmic reticulum
Molecular function (GO): fatty acid elongase activity
Source: RefSeq, a predicted model, not a curated record